Molecule: messenger RNA, 2029 nt
Organism: Sclerotinia trifoliorum
Lineage: Eukaryota; Fungi; Ascomycota; Leotiomycetes; Helotiales; Sclerotiniaceae
Source: the annotation of a GenBank genome assembly
UGGGAAACAACCCCGCGUCCCUCACUAUCUUUCUACAGUCAACAGUUUCCAGCUUACAGUGUACAGUCUGCAGUCUAUCAUCUAUCGAGGGAUUCAAUAUUACGAUUCGAAAUCAAAUGUGCAGCUCAUACAAAGGAGUAUCGAUUGCUACAGCUCAGCUGUCUAGUUGAUCUUGGGGAUAUCCAUCCAUAGAAGCGCCAAUCCUAAUCUCCAACCAAAAACCUCACGGCGAGCAAUCAACCCUGAAGCUUGCAGGACUGAGUUCUUGCAUUAUCCUCGAGAAACAUCUUUGCGCAACAUAGUAACUUUAAGUCUACUGAUUCGCAACUAUGAACUAUGUUACGUUCAACCAGGACUACACCUGCCUGGCAGUUGGUUGGUGCUCUGUCUGAUCCAAUUUCGAGGUUUACUAAUGCCCCUUCAUCAGGAACUGCCAAAGGCUUUCGAAUAUACCAUACCGAUCCAUUUUCGAAGAUAUUCACGGGGGAUAAUGAGAAUGUAACUAUAAUUGAGAUGCUAUUCUCAACUUCCUUGGUGGCCAUCAAGCAGUCACCUAGACAUAUCGUAAUUCAGAACACCAAGGUACGACUUACCAUCAACGCAAUCAUAUGUUCAUGGAGCUCUGGAAAUUACAUAUACUGACCAUUCUUUACAUUCUAGAGAGGCACGGUUAUAUGCGAACUCACAUUUCCAUCUGCGGUUUUGGCAGUGCGACUGAAUCGAAAACGAUUUGCCGUGUUGUUGGAGGAAGAAAUAUAUCUAUACGAUAUUCAAAACAUGGGCCUUCUAUACACAAUUUCUACAUCAGCAAACCCAAACGCCAUUUGCGCCUUAUCUGCUUCAUCGGAGAACUGCUAUUUGGCAUACCCAUUACCAAAGCCCAGGGAAGAAACGGGAGAUAAGAGACCGGCCCAUGCACCGCCGCUCUCGCCAUAUGUCGCACCGACGUCUGGAGAAGUCCUUAUAUUUGAUGCAAAAUCAUUGAAAGCCGUAAAUGUGGUUGAGGCACAUCGGGCACCGCUAUCGUGCAUUGCAUUGAACAAUGAUGGAACUUUGCUGGCUACGGCGUCAGAAACAGGGACAAUCAUUAGGGUAUUCUCGGUACCGGAUGGACAGAAACUAUACCAGUUUCGAAGAGGCACAUAUCCAUCGACGAUUUUUAGCCUGUCAUUUAACAUGAGCUCUACAUUGCUCUGUGUGUCUUCUAAUUCGGAUACAAUCCAUAUAUUCCGACUUGGCGGGCCUGUUACGGGUAUGCCAGAGUCACCGCGAUCUCCAAACGGCAAAGAUAAAUGGAAACGAUCCCGGAGUUUUGAUAGUGACAACGGGUCUCCUCCAGCUGGGACAUCACCUGGUAGUGAGAUGGCAGAUGUACCAGUUGAAAAAUCCAAGUCCACUGGCACUUUUGGGAGCAUGAUCAGGAGAUCAUCGCAAAUGAUGGGUAAAAGUGUUGCCGGAGUCGUUGGAGGAUACCUACCCCAGGCUGUCACAGAAAUGUGGGAGCCGGCGCGGGAUUUUGCUUUCAUCAAAUUACCAAAAGGAGGAAUGGGAGCUACUUCUCGGAGUGGCCCACUCAAGAGUGUUGUGGCAAUGAGUAGUAGCAGUCCCCAAGUAAUGGUGGUAACAAGCGACGGAGGUUUCUACAUUUAUAGUAUAGACAUGGAAGCAGGAGGAGAAGGAGUCCUGGUUAAGCAGUAUUCGUGAGUACCAACCUUGAUAUUUUAUUGAUCUACAUAUCUUCUAACCAGGUCGGCAGUGUCCUAGAGGGCGACGACAGUCUAGAGCCGCCAGUUAAUUAUCGUAGCUAGAGGGUGUAUAAUGAAUGGCGUUCUUGUGGCAAACUUUAGCGGGUCUUUCUCUCAUUCUCAUUCUCAUUCUCCUUCUCUAAAACUUCCAGCAUUAAGUUAGGAGUUCCUGGCUAGUCGUUCUUGGUACAAAGGGGGGCAUUAUUGACCAAGCUUACGAGCCGUCUCUCAUUUCAUUGGCAUAGCAAUUAAUGGCAAAUAUCAUUAUAAUCUCAUCUCGUUCU